Lactuca virosa is the source of this 1421-nucleotide messenger RNA. NCBI's taxonomy places the organism in Eukaryota, Viridiplantae, Streptophyta, Magnoliopsida, Asterales, Asteraceae. The record is from the annotation of a GenBank genome assembly.
GUGUACACAUCUUACUUGAAACAAACACUGCUCAUUCAGACAUAGAUGCACCUCCUCACACCCUGUUAAGGUAGGCCACAACCCAAACCCAAACCCUAAUCUUUCUCACCAUCAUCACCACUUUCCAUCUUUCAAAUCUAUCUAGAAAUCAAAAACCAUGAUUUCAUAGACAUAAAAAAGAAAAAAAAAACAUCUCAGAUGUCUUCACAUUUAUCAAUGAAAACCUUACUCUUUCUCUCUUUAUUCUUGUUUUUGGUCUUCGUCCUCCCUCUGGUUACGUCUGCACCAGAUAACUCAAACUUAGUUUACAAAGGAUGUGCAAACCAACCUCUAUCAGAUCCAACUGGCGUUUACUCUUCUGCCCUCUCUGCCAUUUUCGGGACACUUUUACAACAAUCCUCAAAAUCCAAGUUCUACAAGACAACAAGUGGUAGUGGGCAAGCAUCGGUUUCUGGUCUUUUUCAGUGUAGAGGAGAUCUGAGUAAUGUCGAUUGCUACACUUGCGUCAGCAGACUCCCAAUCUUGAUGGAUAAGCUUUGUGGGAAGACGGUGGCUGCAAGAAUCCAGCUUCUGGGUUGUUAUAUGCUUUAUGAAGUUUCUGGGUUUUCUCAAAUCUCAGGAAUGGAAAUGCUUUACAAGACUUGUGGGAAAACAAAUGCCGGUGGAAAUGGGUUUCAAGAAAGAAGAGAUUCAGCAUUUUCGUCUUUGGAAAGUGUUAUUGGAACCGGAAAUGGUGGAUUUUACACAACAAGUUAUGAAUCUAUGUAUGUUUUGGGGCAAUGUCAGGGUGAUUUAGGGACUUCCGAUUGUGGGAAUUGUGUGAAAAGUGCUGUGCAGAGGGCUCAAGUCGAGUGUGGAAGCUCAAUCUCAGGUCAAAUCUAUCUUCACAGAUGCUUCAUUAGCUAUAACUAUUACCCUAAUGGAACCCCAAAACCCAACAAACCAACAUCGUCUUCUUCAUUUUCAUCGCCAUCGUCUUCAUCUUCUUCAUCAGGGUCAAAUACAGGGAAAACGGCGGCGAUCAUCUUGGGAGGGGCUGCCGGAGUUGGGUUUUUGAUAGUACUUUUGUUGAUUGCUAGAAAGGCAAUGAAGAAGGAUGAUGAUUAUUGAAUUGAAGAAGUGAAGAUCCAAUUUUUGAGAUGGGUUCUUUCCUUGGUCUUUUUCAAAUCCAUGAGGCGAAGAUGUUUUCUUGGUGCAGAAGAAGUAGAAGCAAGAUUUGUUUUUGUUAGAUUUAUAAGAAAAAAAAAUGUUGAUUUAAUAUGAAUAUUUAGGAAUUUCAUCCAGAACAGAAUCAAGGAUGUAUAUUGUAAGAAUGAAUGUUUGUCAAUGGUGGAAAAAGAUGAGGGAAAGAGUACUGUGAAUUUUAACUUGUUUUUUUAAAGUUAAAGUUUAUGAUUAUUAAAUUAGACGUAGCAACAAAG